Messenger RNA from Didymodactylos carnosus, 270 nucleotides. The record is from the annotation of a GenBank genome assembly. NCBI's taxonomy places the organism in Eukaryota, Metazoa, Rotifera, Eurotatoria, Philodinida, Philodinidae.
AUGAUUGACCAGAUUAUAGCCAAUCUACUCCGGAAAACGUUGGAAACACAAAAACCAAAAUUUUCUGGUAGCAAAAUGGAAAAUAUUACUGACUGGGUGAAGACGGUAACAGUUAAAUUCAAGUUGGCCCACUGUCCAGAACAUGAAAAAUUAGAUUGGGUUCCAACAUUUUUACGUGGAGAAGCAUUACUUUGGUGCAUGAAGAGGAAGAAUGAUAUUCAAACAUGGAGUGACGAUAUUUGUGAAAAAUUGAUCUUUAAUGCUUUUUGA